Molecule: messenger RNA, 1797 nt
Organism: Arabidopsis arenosa
Lineage: Eukaryota; Viridiplantae; Streptophyta; Magnoliopsida; Brassicales; Brassicaceae
Source: the annotation of a GenBank genome assembly
AGCGACAUUUGCAAUCUGAUCAUGUGCGGCAAAAGUAUUUGUGCCCUUGUUGAUUCGGAGCAGACAUGGCUUGUGCAAUGUGAAGUCGCAAAGGUUAUUCCUUUGUUUGAAAUAGUCCAAUGGCGAAUCGGGAUCUCUUCUUACAAGGCGCUUUGUAGGUUCCUUGUAGAGGUGGUAGAGGUGGUGAAACCUCUUGUUGGGAUUUGGGUUCAAAAGAACCCUGAACAAGGGAAUGUCGUUUAUAUGAUGCCUGGUUUCUUGUCUGUUGUUGGGUGCCGGAUAAUUCCGCAAGAAGUUGGUCCUUUGUGGAUUCAAGAAGGACAACUUGUGUGGUCACCGGUGUUUGAGAUAAUCUGCCGUUUUGAUGGUUCUAGCGGUUUUUUUCUCCAUGGAAGAGACAAAGAAGGCAGUUGCUUGUACCCUGGUUUCGUUAUGGGCAUCGAGAAGAGUUGCAAUGAGCUUCUACUCGAAGUUGAGCCGAGGCGAGAGAAGAGUUCGUCUAAUGAGAUUGAGAGAGAAGACUCAAGAAAAGAGUUAUCGGGGAAAAUAAAUGAGGGAGGGGUUCCAUUUGGAAAUCUAGGCUUUAGUGAUAGAAGGAGCUUACUUGAUAUAGUGGCAAACCAUGUAAGUCUACGUGUCGGUGAACCAUUAAGAGGAAAGUUAUUUCCCACCAGGUCGAAAGAUGAUGACGAAGCGAUGAUGUUGGAACGCAGAACCAUGCUCCUUAAAAUGCUCAAAUUUGGUGGGAACUGGAAGCACAUGAAUUUGGAGGAGGAUGAUCAGCUAUAUUAUAAUCCUAUGCAGGUAGACAUAAAUGAGAUAUGGGAAAAUCUCGGUGAUAACACUGACAUCAUGGAUGAUAGAGAGUAUCAGAGAGAGGCUACACCAAGGAAGAAGAGCUUUAGCAUGUUUUUCAUAAGUGGCAUCAUGCAUAUUCUUGGGAAGUCUAGUCCUGAAGAGAACACGCCGCGGCCUUCGAGCAGUGAGAUUAGACGUUCGAAUCGCCAAACCUUUCUUAGCUCUGGUGAUACAUUCAGCCUUAGUCUCAAAGCUUCCUACACUGAGAUGUCUUCUUACCAACGGUGGCCAAUCAUGUCCCAAAACCGCUUUUCCCUUCAUAAACUACCAAUGAAGAAUCCCAUCAAUAAUCAAGAGUAUGCCGGUUUGUGGGGAGGAACGUUUGGCUGGCCACCUGGGCAAUGUCGAGAAGAUAAGUCCAGAAAGGCUCUAUUCUUACUGAUGCUCACUUAUAAAGAAUCUGAGGAGAAUAGUGAGAGAGUUCUCAUUGGGACGAAAAUACUCGAAGGGCGCCUUGUGAGGCGUCCCAAUGGAUCCGCAAUGUUUGUUGUAAAGAUUGAUAGACCUUCCCUUGAGCCCUUUCCUUUUGAUGCAGUUGGAAGGGACAUUGAGGAUUCUUACAUGGGAGACGGUAUCGCAGAUGGUUACGGAUUCCGCUAUCCGGGUUCAAAACCUGGUUCGCUUUUCGUGAUCUCUAGCGAUCUUCUUGCUUUCGUUUGGCAAGAAACCAAAAAUGUGAUUACAUUGCAAAGACUAAACCUUGCAGAGAUCUUGAAGAAGGGUUUAGGUUCUUGCGUGCCGCCUUUAUCUCCUACGAAUAAUUUUAAUUUUACUUAUAUGAAAAGGUCCUUCGGAAACGUGUUUACUGAGUCAUCGACAGAUAUCUAAUCUUUUGGAUUCUGAUAAUAUUUUGAAUGUAUUGCGACAUCAUUUACAUUUUACAUUGACAAUCACUAUGCUUGUAAUUAAUUAACGUGUGUAUAAACAAUGCAUUGCUUU